Messenger RNA from Rosa rugosa (rugosa rose), 1791 nucleotides. RefSeq names its product early nodulin-75-like. The transcript has a single exon. NCBI's taxonomy places the organism in Eukaryota, Viridiplantae, Streptophyta, Magnoliopsida, Rosales, Rosaceae. The coding region runs from base 19 to 1560 and encodes 513 amino acids. The record is from RefSeq and is a predicted model, not a curated record.
UCCCAAAACAUACACAAUAUGCCUGCUUCAAAAUAUUUGCUUCUGUUUCUUCUUGGAGUGUUGGUUUUCACUACCACACACUCUAUUGCUGAUCACCGCGAUGAUCACCACAAACCACCCUUUCAUAAGCCUCCUACUCAUCCAUCCGACCACCACAAACCACCCAUCCACAAGCCUCCCAUGGUGGAAGUCUCUCACCUUCAGAAGUCACCACAACAAACCAAACACAUGCCUCCAACCACAUUAAGUAAGCAAGAGCCACUCCCCGAGCACAAGCCAUCAACCCCACGAGAUCAACCUCCAAAGGGUAAGGGAGAAAAGCCACCACCGGAGCACAAGCCACCUCAUGAGCACCGCUUGUUGGAGAUCGAUGGAAAACCUUCUAAGGGAGAGAAAUCGCCAGGAGAGCACAAUGAGCCUCAUAAGGGAGAAAAGCCACCGCCGGAGCACAAAGGAAAGCCAGGCGAGCAACCUCACAAGCAUCAUGAGCACAAACCUCCCCAUGAACACCAAUUGUUAGAGUUGGAUGGAAAACCUUCCAAGGGAGAGAAGCCACCACGAGAGCAUGACGAACCUCACAAGGGAGAGAAGCCACCACCAAAGCAUAAGCCACCACAUGAACACCAGUUGUUGGAGUUGGAUGGAAAACCUUCCAAGGGAGAGAAGCCACCACAAGAGCACAAUGGACCUCACAAGGGAGAGAAACCACCACCAAAGCAUAAGCCACCACAUGAACACCAGUUGUUGGAGUUGGAUGGAAAACCUUCCAAGGGAGAGAAGCCACCACAAGAGCACAAUGGACCUCACAAGGGAGAGAAACCACCACCAAAGCAUAAGCCACCUCAUGAACACCAGUUGUUGGAGUUGGAUGGAAAACCUUCCAAGGGAGAGAAGCCACCGCAAGACCACAAUGAGGCUCAUAAGGGAGAGAAACCACCACCAAAGCACAAGCCACCACAUGAACACCAAUUGUUUGAGUUGGAUAGCAAACCUUCCAAGGGAGAGAAGCCACCACAAGAACAUAAUGAACAUAAGGGAGAGAAGCCACCAAAAAAGCACAAGCCAUCUCAUGAACACCGUUUGUUAGAGACCGAUGGAAAACCUUCCAAGGGAGAAAAGCCUCCACAACAUCACAAUGAGCCUCAUAAGGGAGAGAAGCCACCACCAGAGCACAAACCAGGACAUCCAGGUAAUGAACCUCACAAGGGUGAGAAGCCACCACCAGAGCACAAACCACCUCAUGAACAAAACACCGGACGCCGUUUGCUAGAGUCUUCUUCCACUGAGUUAGAUGGUAAGUCUCCUAAAGGAAAGAAGCCACCCCCAAAACACAAGCCGCCAACCCCACUUGACAAAAAUGAUGAUCACAAGCCAUUUCCGGAACACAAGCCACCAAAGGGUAAGGGAGAGAAGCCACCACAUCACGACCGUCAGCUUGGAGAGAAUGCAGAGAAGGAUGCCAGAGACCCACCACACAAGCCACCUCGGAAAUUAAAGCCUCCAAGUACUGUUGCAAAGAAGCCUCCAACUUCCCCUCACAAACCUCCAUCUCCCUACUGAUCAUCAGUUCAUCAUUAGUUUGCUACUUUCAUGAGAUAUAUGUAAAAUAAGAGCUGCUAUAUCCCUACUUUCUUGUUUCACUGUUCUGCGGAGUUAUAGCAGACUCUGUUUGAUUCCAUGUCGUACUAGCUUAGCCUACUAGAGAUUGAGUACGUACUAUGCUGUUCUUAUGUAAAGCAUCCAGUGUACUCACUUUAAAUAUCAUGAAUUAGCUUAUAUUUGCUUUUCCAA